Messenger RNA from Heterobilharzia americana, 642 nucleotides. Lineage: Eukaryota; Metazoa; Platyhelminthes; Trematoda; Strigeidida; Schistosomatidae. The record is from the annotation of a GenBank genome assembly.
AUGACUACCUUAAAUCCUCAAACGUGGAUAUCUUCAGGAAACUUCACACAGAAUGGAAUUAUAAACCAGAGUAAAUUGUUCAGUGGUUUCAAUGAGAUUAGUAAUGCUGACCCUACCAGUCUUGCCAACAAUGGUGUCAAUGUCAAUACUGUUAGUAAUACAGAUACUACUUAUAUUACUGAUACUACUCCUCCUAACAAUAAUAAUAAUAAUAAUACUAUAACUAACGUAUCAGAUGGAAACUUACAAUCAAAGUCAUUUUUUCUUGGUUCAAAUCGAAUGGAAACAAGUCCAACUGUCCUCCCACGUUUAACUAAUCAUAAUCCCCCCGGGAAACAAAGUUUUCCUGACCAACUUCAAAAUUUAACCAAUACUUUGACUAAUACAACAAAAUCAUUCAAUUACUAUGCACAUAGUAAACAUCUGAACAAUUCAGAAACAAUGAGGUGUAAUGAAUGUCGAUUAAUUAUAUUUGAUCAAUAUUAUUACAGUAUCGGUGAUCAAAUUUGGCAUCAAAGUUGUUUAAGGUGCUUUGAAUGCGGAUUCCUGCUGACAGAGAAAUGCUACGCUAAAGAUGGUCAUUUGUAUUGUCGUGAGGAUUUUGUCAGGUUAGUUGGCUUUGAAAAAGAUAUUUUAUUAUGA